Molecule: messenger RNA, 579 nt
Organism: Seminavis robusta
Lineage: Eukaryota; Bacillariophyta; Bacillariophyceae; Naviculales; Naviculaceae
Source: the annotation of a GenBank genome assembly
AUGCCAACAGAUGCUUCUAGUCCAACCCAACCUGCCACUGUUGAUGUAUCGGCCACUCUUGGUCAGCAACCAAUCGCCACAGCUUCUUCCAGUCCAACCAACCUGCCAUAUCAGCCACUCUUGGUAGCCACCUCCUACAAAACCGAAGCGGAAGCCGCCUCCACCUGCCUCUUUGAACGGCGUCGCCUCCUCCAAGUGGCAACCCAAGACCUCUUCAUCCGCCUCAUCGUUCCGUCGCGGGCAAUCGAAGAUGUAAUUCCUCUGCCGAAUAUUCCUUCCUCCAACGUUGCCAGUGGAGCCAGUGGAAAAAUUACUGCGUUUGUACGGAAGCUGACUUCCUUUGCUGUAACCACGCCCACCCGCUUUCCUGCGAACACCACCACGGGACGUGCCGUUGGUAUCUCUAGAAGGCGCCGUCGGCUACGUGGUUUUACUUUGCUUGAAUCAAAAUCUCCACCAUCCCCUGGUCUGACACCCCUUCCAACAGAGCUACCCACACCACCACCAAGUGGAGCUACCUACAGAUCCUCUUCUUCUUCCUGGGGUGGCAUGUCAGCGCUGUGCUCUGUUGGGGUGUAG